Bolinopsis microptera is the source of this 1215-nucleotide messenger RNA. RefSeq lists its product as uncharacterized. The record is from RefSeq and is a predicted model, not a curated record. Gene Ontology annotation, molecular function: protein binding. The coding region runs from base 186 to 1127 and encodes 313 amino acids. The transcript is spliced from 3 exons. Lineage: Eukaryota; Metazoa; Ctenophora; Tentaculata; Lobata; Bolinopsidae.
CAAGUUUUAGUUUCCAACAGGAUGGUGACACUUUUCAGUGAUACAUAACCUGGCUGCAUUGUUAUAUUUGAUGUGGGAUAUUUAAAGAAUUCUAAAGCACCAGGGAGCAUUUAUUUUCAUCACUCCGAAAAGAUAUUCAACCUGUUACACUGUGAAUAGAAAACACUGAUAACAGAAUCCUAACGAUGUUUCCUCUCCUAAUCCUCGUUUUACAACCCCUUGCCUCUGCAGUACUUGUAAACUAUCACGUGGCCGUUAAAACGUCUGGCUGCUGGUUCUGUGGAACAGGAAGUGACAUCUACAUCACUUUCAUCGGGCGGGACGGGAAAGAAGUUGCAGCACCGGAACCUCUCGACAACUACUACAAUAAUUUCAAGAGUGGCGGAACUGACUGGUUCAUUGUAAGAAAUUUGCCGCGUAUCUGGUAUCUUAAAUGCAUCAAGCUAACCAUCUCGGGCGAUGACAAAUUUAAAUUUGAAUUUGUAACAGUAAGACAAGACGUGGACGCGGAGGAUACCAAGUUUAUCAACCGAAGGGACACCUGGAUGUCCUCUAACCCGGAGGAAGGAAGCUCAGAGCUGAGGUCAUGUCUGUCGGAGUGUGAUGAGUAUCUGCCAGUCAGGAACAGCAAGUGGGCACUGGAGAAGGUAGAGUACGAUCUCGAGGCAGGUAAACUUAUAGAGUACACUCCUGAGAAAGUAGGAGAACAGCACAUAGACAACAAGCAGGGCAGUGGGGAGCAAUCUACUAGCUUCAUGGUGGAAGAGACAGUAACGGAAACUUCCUACUUCUCUCACUCAGCUUAUGUCUCCAUAACCAUGGGGACACAGUUCUCAGCUGGGGUGCCGUUCGUUUCUGAUGGUCAGAUCUACAUGGACGUGUCGGCUGGGUAUGAUUACGCCUGGGGAGAAGAGAAUUCAGUUGAGAACAAGAUGGCAGCAACCUACAACUGUGUAGCACCAGCUGGGAAAGUGGUCACGUGCCGAGCUCUUCUUUAUAAGACCAGGAUAGAGGUGCCCUACAUCCAGGUCUGGAAGCAGAAGUGGCGGGAUUGCAGGCAGGAGGUGAAGGGAGUGUUUGAGGAAGAGGCGGCUGUGAAACUUCGUCUGGAUAUCACAGAGGAGUGAAAGGGAGUGAUCAGUGUGUGGGAUUGAGGAUUGUUGUCGAAUUGUUACAUUAUUGUAUCUGACAUUUUAGAUUCUGAUGACCAAUUUA